AACUGUUACUCUUUGUCUCCUUUCUUUUCUCCUGCAGGGUCUGGUGACAUGGCCAGAAGGGCCCUAAAGCUUGCUUCGUGGACCAGCAUGGCUCUUGCUGCCUCUGGCUUCUACCUGUACAGUAACAAGUACUUGGACCCUAAUGACUUUGGCGCUGUCAGGGUGGGCAGAGCAGUGGCUACGACAGCUGUCAUCAGUUAUGACUACUUCACCUCCCUGAGGAGUGUUCCCUAUGGCUCAGAGGAGUACCUGCAGCUUCGAUCCAAGGUACACCUUCGCUCUGCCAGGCGUCUCUGUGAGCUCUGCUGUGCCAACCGGGGCACCUUCAUCAAGGUGGGCCAGCACCUGGGGGCCCUGGACUACCUGCUGCCGGAAGAGUACACCAGCACGCUGAAGGUGCUGCACAGCCAGGCCCCACAGAGCAGCAUGCAAGAGGUCCGCCAGGUCAUUCGUGAGGACCUGGGCAAGGAGAUCCACGAUUUGUUUGUGAGCUUUGAUGACACCCCUCUGGGGGCUGCCUCCCUGGCUCAGGUCCACAAGGCAGUGCUACGUGAUGGGCGGACAGUGGCCGUGAAGGUCCAGCACCCAAAGGUGCAAGCUCAGAGCUCGAAGGACAUUCUCUUGAUGGAGAAUGCUGGAACAUCUCUCAAGUGCCUAGCAUCACCCUGGCUCAUCCACUACAGAGCCUUCAUCUGUGAGUUUGUGAAACCUUCUCCAAUGCAGUGGGGACUUGGUGGAUUUCAGGUGCUUGUCCUGGCCGUGAAGCAACUGUUUCCAGAGUUUGAGUUUAUGUGGCUGGUGGAUGAAGCCAAGAAGAAUCUGCCUUUGGAGCUGGAUUUCCUCAGUGAAGGAAGGAAUGCCGAGAAAGUGGCCCAAAUGCUCAAGCAGUUUGACUUCUUAAAGAUCCCCCGAAUCUACUGGGAGCUCUCCACCAAGCGGGUCCUUCUGAUGGAGUUUGUGGACGGCGGGCAGGUCAAUGACAGGGGCUACAUGGAGAGGAACAAGAUCGACGUCAGUGAGGUCUCACGCCACCUGGGCAAGAUAUACAGUGAGAUGAUCUUUGUCAACGGCUUUGUACACUGUGAUCCCCACCCGGGCAAUGUGCUGGUGCGGAAGCACCCGGGCACGGGGAAGGCAGAGGUUAUCUUGUUGGACCAUGGACUCUACCAGGUGCUCACGGAAGAGUUCCGCCUGGAUUACUGCCACCUCUGGCAGUCUCUGAUCUGGAGGGACAUGAAGAAGGUGAAGAAGUACAGCCAGCGCCUGGGAGCCGGCGAGCUCUACCCCUUGUUUGCCUGCAUGCUGACGGCCCGGUCAUGGAACUCCGUCAACAGGGGCAUCAGCCAAGCUCCAGUCACUGCUGCUGAGGAAUCAGAAAUCCGGGACAAUGCGGCCAACUACCUUCCCCAGAUCAGCCAGCUCCUCAGCCACGUGCCACGCCAGAUGCUACUGAUCUUCAAGACCAAUGACCUGCUGCGUGGCAUCGAGGCUGCCCUGGGAACCCGUGCUAGUGCCAGCUCCUUCCUUAACAUGUCUCGCUGCUGCAUCAGGGCGCUGGCCUCGCACAAGAAGAAGAAUACUUGCUCGUUCUUCAGAAGGACCCAGAUCUCUUUCAGUGAAGCCUUCAACUUAUGGCAGAUCAAUCUUCAUGAAUUCAUUCUGAGUGUGAAGGGGUUGAGACUUGCCAACUGGGUCUUGGCCUUGCUUUGCUGGCUGUUUCCUGCAUCACACUGAGUGGACUUGCUCUCCCCUGUCCCUUUCUGGUUUGACCCUAGGGUGGGGAAGAUGUCUUUUCACUCCCCACUUCUUUGCCAUGUCUCCACCCAGUUGCCCCAUUUCUACCACAUGGUGUUCUGAAGCCCCAGGUCACUCUCCAUGACACCAGUAUCCUCCACCUUUGGAAUUCCUCUCCCCAGUCUGCAGUCCUUGUCUCAGGGCCCACAAGCUGUAUCAUGGAAUAGAUUUCUCUCCUUAUCCAGGGAGAAGACACAGCAGUCUAUUUUCCAACUCCUGGUGUGUGCCAUUGGGUUGAAUGUCCCCUCACUUCCGUUAACCCUUUAUAUUGUCAAGGUGGACCAUGUAUCCCACUGAGGGCACAUUUAACUUGUAGGAAGUUUGAUUUUUGUUGCAGGUGAUCAUGUCUCUGACCUCGCUAGAGAACAGGUUCCCUCUCCUUCCCAUAUCACUCCCGAGAGGUGUGAUACUUUUGUAAGUUUCUUUGGCAUUUUCAGGCAGACUCCGUUGCAGCCAUGAGUUCACUGCUGACAUGGUGACUUCUUGGGUGUUUUGUAUCAUGUACUGUGUUUCAAUAA
Molecule: messenger RNA, 2312 nt
Organism: Trichechus manatus latirostris (Florida manatee)
Lineage: Eukaryota; Metazoa; Chordata; Mammalia; Sirenia; Trichechidae
Gene: ADCK1
Product: aarF domain containing kinase 1
Exons: 11
Coding region: 49-1734 (561 amino acids)
Source: RefSeq, a predicted model, not a curated record